AUGAAUCUUACGCUCAUGGACAAGUGCUGCGCCUUCGAGUCUCCCACCCUGGACACGCUUUUACCUCCAAUUCUGAUCCUGGAGUUCAUGUUUGGACUGAUGGGGAACUUUGUCGCACUGUGGAUGUUCAUCUUUCACAUGGACACCUGGAAGCCCAACUCUGUGUACCUGACUCACCUGGCUGUCGCUGACUCCAUCGUGCUGUUCUGCCUGCCAUUCAGAGCAGACUACUACAGGCGUGGAAAGAACUGGCUGUAUGGCGAUAUCCUGUGUCGUAUUCUGCUCUUUCUGCUGGCAGCCAACCGUGCAGCGGGGAUCUUCUUCCUCACUGCCGUGGCUGUUGAUCGAUACUUCAAGAUCGUCCACCCAUUGAAUCGGAUCAACCAAAUGGGCCUGGGCUAUGCUCUCUGGGUCUCUCUCGGCAUCUGGGCUCUGAUAUUUCUUGCGACUGGUUACCUUCUUGCCAAUGAGCACUUUUUCUACAACAGCAACCGCACACAGUGUGAGAGUUUCAAUAUCUGCAUGGGCUUCAGCCCCCUCUCCACCUGGCACAAUACUUUCUAUGUCACCCAGUUCUUCCUGCCUACUGUAAUCGUCGCCUUCUGCACAGUCAGAAUCACCUGGCAGCUGAGAAGCAGGACUGUGGACAAAUCGGGGAAAAUCAAGCGGGCUGUUCAGUUCGUGUUGGCUGUGGCGCUGAUCUUUAUUGUGUGUUUCUUUCCCAGCACUAUAUCGCGUAUCGCUGUAUGGAUCCUUAAGUUAUGGUAUGAUGAGUGCAAAUAUUUUGAGGAGGCCAACCUGGCAUUCUACACAUCGGUGUGUUUCACUUACUUCAAUAGCGUCCUCAACCCUGUGGUGUAUUAUUUCUCGAGCCCAUCCUUUAGUGGCGCCUUUAAAAUGAUCCUGAACAAACUGCUGAGACGGAGUCAAAUAGAUGAGACAGAUUCUUCUGAGAAUAACAUUUCCUCCGUUGAAGGGAAAAGGUUGUGA
Messenger RNA from Limanda limanda (common dab), 990 nucleotides. RefSeq names its product hydroxycarboxylic acid receptor 2-like. Lineage: Eukaryota; Metazoa; Chordata; Actinopteri; Pleuronectiformes; Pleuronectidae. The coding region runs from base 1 to 990 and encodes 329 amino acids. Gene Ontology annotation, molecular function: G protein-coupled receptor activity. Gene Ontology annotation, cellular component: membrane. Gene Ontology annotation, biological process: G protein-coupled receptor signaling pathway. The record is from RefSeq and is a predicted model, not a curated record. The transcript has a single exon.